AUGGAAGAAAAAAAAUAUGUGGCAUGCGGAUCCCUUCUGUUCAUCCUCAUCUCCAUUUCCACCUUCUGCAUGGAGACGCACGAAGCGUUCAACACCAUCUACAACAAAACGGAGAACGUGACGGAGGGGAACGUGACGAGAGAGGAGAUCGUGUACGAGGUGGUGACGGACAGAUGGCUGAUGUACGUGGAGGGAAUGUGCGUGAUCUGGUUCACCAUCGAGGUGUUCACGCGCAUCGUCUUCUGUCCCGACAAGGCCGAGUUCUUCAAGAGCAUGCUGAACAUCAUUGACUUUGUGGCGAUCCUGCCUUUCUACCUAGAGGUCAGUCUGAGCGGACUCUCCUCCAAAGCGGCGAAAGACGUGUUGGGCUUCCUGCGAGUGGUGCGCUUCGUCCGAAUCCUGCGCAUCUUCAAGCUGACGCGCCACUUCGUGGGUCUCAGGGUUCUCGGACACACGCUUCGCGCAAGUACCAAUGAGUUCCUCCUGCUCAUCAUCUUCCUCGCUCUCGGCGUCCUCAUCUUCGCCACCAUGAUCUACUACGCCGAGAGGAUAGGAGCCAGUCCGGACGACCCUACGGCGAGCGCGCACACCAACUUCAAGAACAUCCCCAUUGGUUUCUGGUGGGCCGUGGUGACCAUGACCACCUUAGGUUAUGGAGAUAUGUAUCCGGAGACGUGGUCGGGCAUGUUGGUGGGGGCGCUGUGUGCCCUCGCGGGAGUGCUGACUAUUGCCAUGCCCGUGCCCGUCAUUGUUAACAACUUCGGCAUGUAUUACUCUCUGGCCAUGGCCAAGCAGAAGCUGCCCAAAAAGAAGAACAAACACAUCCCACGAGCCCCGCAACCCGGCUCACCCAAUUACUGCAAGCCGGAUGCCCUCGCCAUGGCGACGGCCUCGCCCCAGAGGAUCCUGGGUAACGUGCUGGGCGGCGUGCUGGGCUCGAGCGGGAUGGCGGGGGACUGUCCUUUAGCUCAGGAGGAGAUCAUAGAGAUUAACAGAGACUCGAAGCAGAACGGUGACGCAGCCAGCGCCGCUCUAGCAAACGAGGACUGUCCAACAAUCGAUCAGGUUCUUAGUCCAGACGAGCGCAGCCCGGUGGGCCGAACACAAGAAUGCUACCAGCAGGACAGAGCCUGCUUCCUCCUCAACACGCGAGAGUUUCGACCCGCUGAUGGAUUUCAGUUUUAUUUUAAUGAAUCGUUUAAAUCAGUUCUCAGAACUGACUCGAAGCAGAAUGGUGACGCAGCCAGCGCUGCUCUAGCAAACGAGGACUGUCCAACAAUCGAUCAGGUUCUUAGUCCAGAUGAGCGCAGCCCGGUAGGCCGAACACAAGAAUGCUACCAGCAGGACAGAGCCUGCUUCCUCCUCAACACGCGAGAGUUUCGACCCGCUGAUGGGAAUGUGCGGAAAGCCACGGGUUACGAGAAAUCUCGCAGCCUGAACAACAUAUCAGGAAUGGUGGGGUCGUCCCUGCGUUUGACCCCCAUCACCAGCACGCCCUAUGAUCCUUACGAGGCCCCGGGACCCCUCCACCGCUGCCGCUCACCCAUUCCCUCCAUUUUGUAGCAGAAAAAGCGGAAAGAGUGACAGAACGACUCAGGAAAGGAGGAG
Molecule: messenger RNA, 1608 nt
Organism: Sinocyclocheilus grahami
Lineage: Eukaryota; Metazoa; Chordata; Actinopteri; Cypriniformes; Cyprinidae
Product: potassium voltage-gated channel subfamily C member 1-like
Exons: 6
Coding region: 1-1563 (520 amino acids)
Biological process (GO): potassium ion transmembrane transport; action potential
Cellular component (GO): postsynaptic membrane; presynaptic membrane; neuronal cell body membrane
Molecular function (GO): delayed rectifier potassium channel activity
Source: RefSeq, a predicted model, not a curated record